AACCUCUUUAUGGGCUCAUUUGAAAUUUUAAAUUCCUAUACUAGAAAAUUUAUAAUCUGAAAUACUAGGUUUAGAGAGAUGCUGCAGACAGUGGUGUUCUGUACAAGAGGUAAAGUAAUUCUCCUUUCACCUUUCUGAGUUCUUGGCUGACACCCCUGUAAUAAAAAACAGAUUACCAACAGAAUAAACCCAGAUGUUUAAUAACAUGUAUCCUCACGUAUACAUGGGAGAUACCCAGGGAAAAAUUAGUAACUUUCAGAGGUGAUUCAAGCUUAGAUACCAUUUUCAGCUAAAGAGAAAAGGAAGAAAGGUGGGGGGGAGACUAAUUGUGGGGAGGUUGCCUGGAAAAGCAGUGUAAUCAAGUGUAAGAUUUGUUAUGCAGAUUUAUGUCUGCAUCUUCUCCAUUGAUCAGGGUCUAAGUUGUCUCAGGAAUCAUCUUUGUCCUUCUUGGUAGAGGGAGGAAGGACACUUUUGUAAAUUUAUGGCAUGAUUUUAGGCAAAUGCAGGGAGGGCAGGAGCUUUUCUUGUAUCUGCUUCUUCUCAGUUGCUUUCAAUUCAAAAUAAUCCUUAUGCCAAAGUGGCAUAUUUUGGAGUGGCAUCUUCUGCUACCCUUUGGUAGGAACUUCCCUAGGUAGCUCUGUAGCUCCACUGCCAAGAACUGUGAAGGAUUUGACAUUUUAUCUCACUUGUAAGCCAACAAGUAGCCUGUCACAGUUUCAUAGAAGUUGCAGAUGCAUGAGAUUCCUCUGUCAGAGACAAAGGAUUUUAUUAUUCGUAGCACAACAGGCAGUGUGAGCUUCAGGCUCCCAUAGAUUCCUCAUGCUCCCAAAUCCCUCAGUGUGAGCUGGGCCUGCUAGGCAAGUGCUGUGCAAGCAGUUAGUUUGUAUCAGAAUGGAGGAACUGCAAGUUUUGGAAUUUCUUGCUAGCAAACCUACCCAAACUUUGCCCUGGAGGGAGAGAGUAUCUUUGUUACCUUGCAACAAAUUUCUCUGCCCUUGAGGGAAAUACUAUCCCUAUCUUUGAAAGUAGAUUUGUAGCAAUGCAAGAGAGCUAAGGAGACUUGAUCCCUGAUAUACACAGUUGCAAUACAAACGCAGUCUAUUAUGAUGAAAAAAAAAAUGCACAAAAAUUCUGACCAGAGAUUUAGACUAACACUGUAGAUGUAAAACACUCAAUCCUUUCUGAACAUUUGAGUAUGUAGUUAAUCAUUUAGAAUCAGACCUUGCUAUGAUUUGUUUUGCUUUGUAAUGCAUUAUCACUUGAUGCUUUAACAGUCAUAUGUUUUUCCUUUUGUCAGGUAGGUUUUAUCAUCUUUUUAUUUAUGCCACUAAUUUAACUUUAUAGCCUAAAGUAUUUCUUAUUGUGUUAGAGGAACUAAACACACACUUUCUCAAGAGUCUCCUGUACAUUAGCAAUCUUCCUUUCUCUGCCUCUUCCUGAUAAAAUUUCAGAAGGUAUGUUUCUUCUUUGUUGUGUAGCUGGGCAAUUGUUACUCAGCUUUGCAAGGUUGUUUUCCUCUGCUAAUAUAUAUCUAAAUCUCAUCCCCCAUCCUUAAAAUGUUAAGAUACAUUUUAUUGGUUGUCAUAUUCUUCAGAUCUAAUAUCAUCCUGCUCUUUUUUUUUUUUUUUCCAUUUUUAAGCUAAAGCUACAGCUAUCCUGUUCUCUCAUGUGUGUAUGUGCAUACGGUCUUUUUAAAGCCAGAGCUACCAAAUUCAUUUGAGUUCCAGAGAAUAGCAGAACUAUCAAAUACUGUUACUUAAUACAUUAAAAUAACUUUUUUCACCAUGUGAUAUAAACCAAGUUGUUGGCUAGGCGCAUAUAAUUAAGGGGCAUAUCCGAAGAGUUUGCCUAAAGGUUGAGUCAUUGGUAGAGUUCCCAGAAAAUAUACAGGCCAUCCUGUGUACUAACGUAUAAACAGCGAAUGUUUCAGUAUAAGUGUAUAUCUCGUGUGAUAUUUGGGACCUGCAUACAUUAAAAAAAAAAUCAUCGUUUAUUUGAAAAUGAAAUUUAACCGAAUAUUCUGUGUUUUUAUGUGCUAAAUCUGGCAACUCUAUUCGCCAUUUCUCUAUCAAACUACAAAUAACCUGGUAAAAUUUAGCAUGAAGUGGGUUUUAGCUCAGAAGCACUCCCCUUGGGGCAGAGAUGAUGAAGGUUUCAAAGUUUGAUGAUGUGACGUCAACAUUACGCAAAAAUAAAUGUGAGUAACUGAAAGUUUUGAAAUUCACAAAUGUGUAUUUGGAAGCACAGCUCAAAAGAGUGGAAGAGUAGGUUAAAAGAAACCAUGGACUGGCGGGUUAGGGGUUCUCGGGAAAAGGAAACUUCAACCUGGAGACCCUUGCCAAAAAGAGAGUAAGUUACCGGAGCAAAGCCUUCUCUGCAGUUUGGUGAGGAGAGAGCGCGAGACCUGAGCGAGCCAAUAGGAACUGAGCAAGAGGGGGGCUGGGUGCGUGAAGCCAAUCAGAGAUGAGGUGGGUGGGAUUAGAUUCCUUGAAGUCGCGAGUUUCGGUAGCUUGGGCCCCGAAGGACGGGACUCAGCCAAUCGGAGCCGAGCAAGGCGGGGUUCGGCUCCGGGAAGGGGCGGUCGCAGGGAAGUAAACCCCGCGGCUGGCGCAUCUUUCUGCCUCACUUGCUUCUGCAUCUGCCCAGCGUCUGCGUCGGUUCCUCCUCCUUUCUUCCAGUUGGGCGGACGCUGACUCAAAGGGUGACGGGGGACGCUAAUUCAACUCGUCAUGGCCUACCCAGGAUACGGAGGAGGGUUUGGAGAUUUUAGCGGUCAGAUGCCAGGAAUGCAGCUGCAGAUAGGACAACCAAUGCCAGGAACAGGGCCAAACCUGCUCCCUGGUGGAUACCCAGCAUAUUCUGACAGUUAUUCCUCAGCAGGAGACCCCAUGUGGACAUACUUCACUGCUGUUGCUGGACAGGAUGGUGAAGUGGAUGCUGAGGAACUUCAGAAAUGUUUGACACAGUCUGGAAUUAGUGGAACUUAUUCUCCCUUCAGUUUGGAAACCUGCAGAAUUAUGAUCGCCAUGUUGGAUAGAGAUUACACAGGAAAAAUGAGGUUUAGUGAAUUCAAAGAACUUUGGGCAGCUCUUAAUGCCUGGAAGCAAAACUUCAUGACUAUUGAUCAAGACCAAAGUGGCACAGUGGAACAUCAUGAAUUGAAUCAAGCCAUCGCUGCUAUGGGUUAUAGGUUGAGCCCUCAAACAUUAACUGCUAUUGUUAAACGGUACAGCAAGAAUGGCAGAAUCUUCUUUGAUGAUUAUGUGGCUUGCUGUGUGAAGCUUCGAGCACUGACAGAUUUCUUUAGGAGAAGAGACCACUUGCAACAAGGGGUUGUGAAUUUUGUAUAUGAUGAUUUUUUGCAGGGUACUAUGGCAAUUUGAAUGUCUAGAAUUUGAAAGCUGAAGAAAUACUGUGAAUUUUUUUUACUUGGAAGACAUGAACUGGACUACUUUGAAUUUGAUGCUUUUUUGGCUUUUCCAUGUUUCUACCUUGUUAUAAGUCUGUCCUAUUUCUAUGUGUUUUUACUUUAGUGCAUAAUUUAAAGCAAUACAAGAAGUGUUUUUGUAUUUGGAAUAGUAGUGCUUUUAGGAAAGCUGUUCACUUAACAUAUCUUAGUAUCAUAAAACAUUGGUAUAUGAUGAAUUGAUGUAAAUACCUUUUAGCCUUAAUUUUUAACAUUGUAAAUCCAGAAGAAUGUAUUUACAAGAUAGAUAAUAUAAGAAGCCAAAUGUGAAAGCCUAGAUAAAGCUAAUGUAUACUUACUUGAAGGUUACAAAUUAUACAUUGAAUUUUUUUUCCUUGUUGUUGGUUUUGAAGGUGAACUAGAAGUCUGGAUUUUGUGCCAUAUUUGUAGAAGGGUUUCUUUAUUCCUUGGUUGCAUAAUUUAAGAAGAGAAACUCACUGGUCUUUGCCUAUGAAGAAGAAAAUCGUAGUUCCUAAAAUUUUGUAUUACAUCACCUUAAGUAGACUGCAAAUUAAUAUAUAGAGAAAUAAGGCUAUAGGAAGCAUUUUUUCCUUUAUUUUUUUCAGUGUAUAUUUUUCUUCAAUAUGCUUUAUUAUCUUCUGUGGAAAAAAAAGUUCUUAACAGAACAUACGUUUUCUCUCUGCAUUUUUUUUUUUUUUUAUUAGUGAUGACCUAGAGGGCCUAAAAUGGCAUCUUCCUUUUAAAUCUAGACUUUCUGGAAGUGACACAUAUUUUUAAUGAGAUGUCAACAUUUCAAUGUAUUCUAUUAAACUAAAUUGUUUCAUAUAUAAUGCCAACUGUUUACGAAGUUAAAAAAAUCAAGUAAUCUACUAAUUUGUUUAGAUAUUCAGAAACUGUAAGUUCACCUUUCUUGACAACAUUAGCCGCAGGUUUUGGCAUUGCUAACCUGGCAAGUCGUUGAACGCAGGUGUGUAAUGUGGGGGGUACUGACCACAGCAGGCACCACACCCUGUUUCAGAGUGGCAUCUCUGUGGAAAUUGCAAAGUGGUCAUCACAUUCUUAGCAUUUCGGACCCCUGAUACGAGCUGUUGUAGUUAAUCCUGCCCCUUUCCUUGCAAACACUCUUAAGUCUUUCUUAAUGAAGAUUUGAAACACCAUGUGUUUUUCUCACACCUUAACCGAAUGUCUUCCGGCUUCAAAUGCAAGUACAAAUUGACAUAAUUUUAGUAUGACUGGUGACCAAAUUAAUUAUUCUUUUUAGAAAAUUCCGGGUUUCUUAAAGGAUGGAGGAUGAAUGGUAGCAUCUUGAAAAAAAAAAAGUUUCGUAAACUUACAGACUUUUAAAUCCACUUUUACUUUCAACAGUCCUGGAAAGGAAGUAUUGGGUAGUUAUUUUCACGUUAUAUUUUUAUGUAAUUAGCUGUCAGAUUCAUUUGGUCAGCAGUAUAAACGUGUGAAUAAAUAAUCCAUAUACUUUUGUCCUCUGGCUGCUAAUUUUUUUUUCCAUGAACAUAUAUUUGAUAAUGUGAGAGGAUGUUAACUGAGGUAUAAAAUAAAAUACAGUAUUCUAAUUAGAAGUGUUGUAGAAGAAACUAAUGUAAACACACUCUUACAUCAUUCAUGUUGAAUGAGGAUGAUAAUAUGACUCAGCAGCCUGGUAUCUUAACAUCCAGCUUAUAGGUAAUUGCAUUGCUGUACCGUUCUGACAUCAGUUAUAAUAUUUCUUACUUGUAGGCUAAUGGUUGAGGCUAAAAACUUUAAAAAUGAUAUAUGAUAUUAUUCAUUUAAGUUUCUGCCAAAUGACACUUUGUAUUAGAACUCUUCAUAUGAUUCUCUAACUCGUCCUUUUCCAAAGGUGUUUCUGUGAAUUUUGGUCAUGGUCAGUCUGUGAAGCUGUUUCAGUGACCAAACAUAUUUGGGAAAUUCUCACCCUUUUCAGGGAGCUUGAUAAAGCCUAAGGUACAGAAAAUCCUGUUUACUUCUGUUUGACAUAGUUUGUUCCAAAAAUUUUUGACCACAGAACUCCUUUCUCUAGCAGAACUAAUUUUCCAUGCCAAUCCAACUUGUCAGACAGUUCUUUUGCACUGUCCGUUAACUAGAUAAUCUUAUAAAACGUUAGGCAUAGAGGAUAUUUUAGAUGGAGUUUUUAUACCGAAAUGCAACUCACUUUUUGAUGCUUUAAAGAUAAUUGAUGUAAACAGACAUCCAUUACCAAAGUAAAAAUCAAAUAGUCUUAUGAUGAACAGGGACUGGAAUAUGAAUAUCGUAUGGUAGUUUGUACUGGUUAACUCACACCCAGUUUUCUUGUAAAGAGUAAAAUAUUGAAUAAUGUACACUCUUAACAUCUAAGUGCUUUUAUUUAUACAGUAAACGUGUUUCCAUGUCAUUUUGAGAAUUUUUUAAUAAGCAUUCAAAUAGCUUGCUGUAAAGUUUUGUAUCAUACAAAAUCUGUUAACAUAUAUGAGAUGCUUCAGUUCAAAUAACAGUGCAGUUAAUUCACCUCCACCUAAAAAACUGCCAAAUGGUUCAAUGUCAGAUAUUGCACUUCUAUUUUGAGUGGCAGUUUACACCUUUUAAAUUAUAUCAAGGGGAAAUAAAUACUGUUGGAAUCUUAAUUUGGUCCACUUUAAAGUAAUUUCAAGGACUGUGCUCAUUUGAUCUAUUUAAGCAUGCAUUCAGAAACAAAAAGUAAUUUAAAAGUGUCAAGUAAUAUAUUUAUUUCCAGAAAAGGUAUUCACCCUGGAAGAAAGUAGAAUUUAUUAAUGAAGUUCAAAGUCUGUGCAGUUUAAAAAAUGACAAACAUCAAUUUAUAAUUCUUUCUCUAAGGAAAAUAUACAAAUCAAGUUCACUUGUACUCUUACGGCAUUACUAAACUGGACAAACUAAAUGAAUACAAUUUGUCAGAAAUGUGCUUUUCUUUUGUACUUUUGACAAAUUCAUAGAUGAUAUGUUUUCUUGAAUUUGUAGCAGAUUUCUGGGAAAUUAAUAGGAAUAAAUUUGUGAACAUCUGGUAAUUAAAUCUAGUGAGUAAAAAUCCAAGACUUCUUUCACGUUAGCAUUUUUUAUUUUCUUUUAAACUUUAAAAUGCAGCCAUGGGUGUUUUAUUACUUUGAAACUUGUAUUAAAAACCACAUCUUUUUGAUUUUGUAAGCACUUUGAAAUAAAUGUACAAUUCUAAGCUAUCA
Messenger RNA from Prionailurus viverrinus (fishing cat), 6612 nucleotides. It is a transcript of the gene GCA, whose product is annotated as grancalcin. NCBI's taxonomy places the organism in Eukaryota, Metazoa, Chordata, Mammalia, Carnivora, Felidae. Gene Ontology annotation, molecular function: calcium ion binding. The record is from RefSeq and is a predicted model, not a curated record. The transcript has 8 exons. Bases 2730 to 3383 code for a protein of 217 amino acids.